Messenger RNA from Cuscuta campestris, 1005 nucleotides. Lineage: Eukaryota; Viridiplantae; Streptophyta; Magnoliopsida; Solanales; Convolvulaceae. The record is from the annotation of a GenBank genome assembly.
AGCCAUGGUAAAACCUAUGUGGUGGAUUGUUGUUUUUGUUUUUGUCCUGGAUCAAGCAUUUCACUAGGGUUUUCUUCUUCCCGUUUUCACUGCGAGCUAGCGUCGCGGCAUUACGAACCAAUCAAUCAAACCAAAUGUUGCACUCCCGGCGUCUGAUUCGGAAAACCCUUACCACCCAAAUCCCUGAGAUCCACCGUCUCCGAUCUCUGUCCACCGCCGCCGACAUCCCGGCGCCGUUUCGCAAGAACCAGCACCAGCAGAACCACAGCUUCCUGCCGCCCAACGAGUACCUGAACUCGUGGAAGCCGCCGAAGGAUCCUAAAGAGGCGGAAUACAAGCUCGCCCUUCUCCGCCGCGACUAUGCCAAGAAGGUCAAGGAAGUUCGCAAGGAGUACAUCAAGGAGAUGGAGGUCAUGCGACUCGAAAAGCUGAGGAAAACAGAGGCUAAGAAGGAAGCUAUGAGGAUCGCCAGUGAGGAGAGGAAGGCGGCUAAAGCCGCCGAGAAGAAGGCUAAGGCCAAAGAGAGAGCUAUCUUUGAAGCGCAAUUCCGCCAAACCCUAGCGAAAGAAAGACAAGAGAAGCUUGAAUAUUGGAAGAUGAGAGAGAAGAAAUUUGAAGAGAAGAAAAAAGAAAAGAGAGAGCUUUUGCAUAAAAAAAGCUCAAUGUGGAUUGAUGAGGAUGCUUUGGGAAAAAAGGCACUUGAAGCCAUUGUUAGCCCUGAGGUCUUCUGAUUUUUUUUGGUAUUCAGCUUAAAAGAGUGGGCUUGUUUGUUCUGGGACCAGGCGUAUCAUGUUGGUUCCGAAACUGGUAUGAAUUAGUUACUACAGAGUAAUAUGAAAGAAUUUAUUAUAAAAAAAUGAGUGUCUUCCCCAAUCUAUUGUAGUCCUCAUCGAUGUUGAAUAGUAAGGUGUUGAUUUUGAGUACAUCUAUUAUCGUUGAAUAGUAACAUGUUGAGAUCAUGUUCAUAUACGGAGUAUUAAUUACUAAUAAUUGGUGGCGAUUUAA